AUGGAAUUCAAAUUUAAAGUCCUAUGUGGAUCACCGGAAGGGACUAUUGUGGAGAAGGUGACUACUCGACGACUUGGCGACAAUGAUGUCUUUAUCGAGACCACACAUUCCGGCCUAUGCGGAACAGACGAACACUUCCUCCAUCGCGACCAAGCUCUUGGCCAUGAGGGAGUAGGUGUGGUAAAGCACAUCGGUUCCAGCGUAACAAGUGUAAAGGUCGGUGACCGGGUUGGAUUCGGCUUUAUCCGACGUGUGUGUGGAAGAUGUGACAACUGUCUUAGUGAUGCCGAUGCCGUCUAUCCCAUUCCGGAUGGAUACGAUUCGGCUUAUGCAGCACCACUUCUAUGUGCUGGUGCUUCGGUCUGGGCUUGCUUGACUAACAAUGGAAUCCGCCCGUCCGAUCGUGUUGGUGUCGUGGGAAUAGGUGGUCUUGGCCAUCUCGCGAUCAAGCUUGCUGCGGCACUUGGAUACAAUGUGGUGGCAUUUUCAGGCUCAGAAAGGAAACGUGAAGAAGCGCUAGAAUUUGGAGCAUCAGAAUUCUAUCCCUUUCCCAGUAUCCAGGGGGGUGUCCGUAUAAAACCCAUCAAACAUCUUCUGCUGUGGGGGAGCUCCAAUGUUGAUUAUGCCUCUCUACUUGAUUUGGUUGAUACAAAUGGUGUGAUCUAUCAUAUUUCUGUGACCCUGGAACCUACUCCUAUCCCUCUAGUUCCCUUCGGUCAGAAGGGGAUACGGAUUCAGGGAUGUUUCAUCACUUCGCGGCGCAAUCUGCAAGAGUUAUUGGAGUUUGCUGCGCGACAUGAUAUCAAACCGACUAUCAUGAAUUUCCCUCUUACCAAAGAUGGCCUUGAAGAGGCAUUUGAGAAAUUGAGAGCGGGUGGUAUCCGAUACAGGGCAGUCUUGGAGCACCAGGCAUUAUAG
This is a messenger RNA of Aspergillus luchuensis, 918 nucleotides long. RefSeq lists its product as uncharacterized. Lineage: Eukaryota; Fungi; Ascomycota; Eurotiomycetes; Eurotiales; Aspergillaceae. The transcript is spliced from 3 exons. The record is from RefSeq and is a predicted model, not a curated record. Bases 1 to 918 code for a protein of 305 amino acids. Gene Ontology annotation, molecular function: alcohol dehydrogenase (NADP+) activity; zinc ion binding. Gene Ontology annotation, biological process: alcohol metabolic process.